AUGAAGCCUGCAAAGCCUCAGUCAACCACGAUGGACGAACAGACGUUCGUGCCACCAACAAUGAGGGCGCUUUACUUCAGCCCGGCAUCAACAGCCGUCACAGACCACACAUCUAUGGACGAGCCUAGGACGGAUUCCCAUGUGAAGUUCGACACGGACUUUCAAACUCCCAUCCCUUCAGGGAACGACUAUCUCGUCAAGGUGCAGGCAGCCGCCUUUUCCCAUGAUGAGCUCCGGCUAUCUAAUAUUCUGAACCCAUCCAAGUCCAUUCCGCAGAUCCCUUUGCAUAGUUUUUGCGGUACAGUCAUUAGUACCCCUGAAAAAGAUCACUGGAACCCAGACGGGCCCAAAUUCAAGGUUGACGACGCCGUCUUUGGGCUGAUCAAGCACACGCGCGACGGUGCAGCAGCCGACUACGUCAUCGUAUCGGAAGAUGAGCUGGCGUACAAGCCCAAGAACAUCAGCGCUGCUGAGGCAGCUACCAUACCCAUGCCCGCCUUGACGGCCUGGGAGGCGUUAUUCAAGUACGCCGGGCUUGACACCGCCGACGUCAAACAGGGUCGCCAGCAGCUACGGGUUCUCAUUACCAACGCGCGCAACAAUGAAAUUGCCACUCAGGCACUACAAUUGCUUCGAUCGCAUAAGCUCUUCCCGCACUCGCGGCCCUGGAUUUGCGCAACCUGUGACGCUGAAGACCAGGAGGAUUACCUGCGGAAAGAAUACGACGUGGACGCGACAAUCUAUGCGCCACUUCCCCUACCACAUGACUAUGAUCUCGGGUCCAUCUUUCGCAAGAACCGCUGGGACCCGGUAGAUGUUGUCCUGGACUGCGCUGGUCAGGAGAUGUUCGAGCAAGCACACUCUCCGAAGGUCAUCAAAGAGCAUGGUGCUGUCCUGACCGCGGUAGACUCGACGCCGGCGGAAGCCAGGGACCCUCUCGAUGACGAUGAGCCACGCAAGGAUGGCGUGCUUAGUCGCUUCAUUCUUGUCAGCCCCAAUGGUGAGGCCUUGAGCCGGAUUUCCGAGCUAGUUGAGGCAGACGAGGUCCGAGGGAGGGUCGAGAGCAUCAAGGACUUAGUUGACGGCACGGACGUGCUAUCCUCGGGAGCGGCAGGAGCGGGCGGAGGGCGACGGGGAGGUAUGAUGGUGAUCCGGGUUAACUAG
This is a messenger RNA of Aspergillus luchuensis, 1164 nucleotides long. RefSeq names its product NADP-dependent oxidoreductase. The record is from RefSeq and is a predicted model, not a curated record. Gene Ontology annotation, molecular function: oxidoreductase activity. Bases 1 to 1164 code for a protein of 387 amino acids. Lineage: Eukaryota; Fungi; Ascomycota; Eurotiomycetes; Eurotiales; Aspergillaceae. The transcript has a single exon.